GGUGACGUGACUCUCCGUGCGCCAGUAUCUCCUUUUCCGGAAGUUGUGGCUAUAUCCAACGCUGCAGUUGCAAGGGCUUGGUAAAUCUAGCAGCUUGCGGUUGCUUCCGCUUUUAAGGUUUUCCAACUUUUACCGCGUGUAAUCUGCCAGGUAUGUCUCGUCUCCUUUUACCAACGUUUGGGUAGUAGGGGCAUACCUAAUACUGUGUUUGUAUUUGUAGUGGAUCGCGACUUGGAGUGUCCCGGACCGACGUGAGCCAGACCAUCAACGGGAUACUAAGUCACUACAAUUGCUGCUGUUUUGCCCGGAUGUUUUAUGUUUUGUUUCAUGUUUUAAUUGGUUUUAAGUAUUAAUGUGUUUUAUUGAUUGGAUGUAAAUUGGGGGGGGCGUCGUUGGGAAGGCUUGGUGCUGGGCGGUGAGGAUCCGUGUCGGGCGAUACCGCGCUGCGUGGUCGCGUUGCUUUCUUUUAGCCCACCCCUUGGGUGGAUGUACGUGCGUCAUGUACUGCGGGACCCCUUAGAGUGUUGUCUGACUGUACGCCUCCCAUUCCCCUCCCGAUAACAGCUGCCUGGUUUGGGUUUCCUCUUUUGUCGUGUGAUUGGAGUGUUUUAAACAUGAUUUGAUUUGUAUUAUUUGUGCUGUGAUUUUGGUUCAGUAAUUUGCUGUUUGGUUUCUUUUUGUUUUCAUUUGGAGUGUGAAUUAACAGCAGCCUAAUAAAGGGAGUGUUUAUGGUCUUCGCGUCUCCCCUAUGGUGAUCACGAAUCUGUGUCCUUUUAUAUUGGAGUGGGUUUUGAACUCCGGUAUUCUAAUUCUCUGGGUGCAAUUCCCAGAGUGGCGUAGUCGGGUUGUCCAUUUCCGUAUUCCCUCGCUACUUCCUCCCUCAGUAACGCCACAGAUUUGGCGUAGUCGGCAGGAUCUUCACCAGCAUAUGGUGGAGAUGUGAUUUCCUGAUCACUCCCUUGGAAGGAUAGGUGAGAAUUUUUAUUUUUGUUUUAUGAUUUGGUUUUGAAUGUGUAUGUAACCGAGAGGCAAAACAGCAGCAUUUGUGUCCGUUGAGCCGGUAUUUUACGUAAAUUUGCUGAGUCUCGUAGUCCACCUACUUUAUUGUCAUGGAUGACGAAGUGCAACAGCUCCGGGAUUUGGUGGGGCAGCUCCAGGCUGAUAUUGAUUGGUUGCGCCAGGAGCGAGCAGAGGCUCCAGAUCCCUCUGUCACCCAAUCCGCCCCUGCACCUCCACCUGUUUCAGCCGAGCAUCGUGUUUUUACCGACCGGUUUGCUUUUAUUUCUAAGGACCGGAAGUGUCCCAUGUUUGGGGGCAGGUCUGGGGUGAGCUUCGAGGAAUGGGAGGACGAGGUGCAAGCGUGUAUGCGGGCUCGGCAUUUGUCAUCUGCUGAUCAAGCAUUUUUUCUGUUUGACCACUUAGAGGCGGGAGCCAAGGAGGAGAUUAAACAUCGCUCCGCGGUUGAACGGGGUGACCCGGAAAGGAUACUGGCAAUAUUGCGUGAGCUGUAUGGGUGUUCUUAUUCUCAUGUAUGGUUGCAGGAAACUUUCUUUUCUAGGAAGCAACAGGAUGGGGAGGGUCUGCUUGAGUUUUCAUUGGCCCUAAUGAGUUUGAUGGGUAAGAUUCAACAGGCUGCGCCACAUGCGGUACCUAAUGCCGAGGUAAUGUUAAGAGACCAAUUUAUGGAGCAUGUUGCUGAUUGUGCACUCCGUAGAGAGUUGAAACGACUGGUUCGGUGUCAACCCUCCAUGAGGUUGUUAGAUGUACGGAGGGAGGCUCUUAGAUGGGAACGUGAGGGUACCCCCUUUGGUGGGCGCGGUCGCAGCUUGUCCGUUCCUGCUGCCUAUGGUAUCUCCUAUGGGCUGCAAGGUCAGUCAUACUCUGCCUCUAGGGUGGUAGCCUCAAAUAGGGAGUUUCUAGAAUUAAAGGACCUUUUGACACAGCAACAAGAGCAGAUUAAUUUGCUCACUCGGUCUGUAUCACUUUUGCAGGCCUCUAAGCAAGUUCGCCACCCUCCUCACGGCCCUGUCAUUUGUCGCCGGUGUCAGCAACCUGGUCACUUUGCACGGAAUUGUGAGGGACCAAGGGUUUCUGGUCCUAGGGACCCACCCUCUUCCGGCUCGGUGUCAAGCCUUGCCCAGUCUGGUCAGCAGCCGGGAAACGAGUACCCGCCGCGUUGUUGAGCCACAGCGCGGAGGGGGUUUCUACUGGCUCUGUAGUGGAGAAUGUGGGGAUGGUGUCUCAGUUAAUGUCAUCUUGUCCGCACAUUAGCGUUAAUAUGGGUGGGGUGGAGGUAUCCUGCUUGGUGGAUACUGGAUCGAUGGUGUCCACGAUUACGGAAAGCUGUUUUAGGAGCCAUUUUGAACCAUGGGGGCCUGAUCGAUUGAAGCUGUGUCAGUGGCUGCAGCUUCGUGCUGCCAAUGGCCUGGCCAUUCCGUAUGUUGGGUAUCUGGAAAUGGAUGUGACCCUUUGUGGUAGGGAGAUACCAGGUUGUGGUGUAUUAGUGGUCAAGGAUCCACCCGGGGGUGUAGUUCCCCAAGCACCUGGUGUUUUAGGGAUGAACAUCAUUAGUAAGUGUUAUCGCGACCUGUUUGGUCAGCAUGGGCCGCUUUGG
Molecule: messenger RNA, 2614 nt
Organism: Brienomyrus brachyistius
Lineage: Eukaryota; Metazoa; Chordata; Actinopteri; Osteoglossiformes; Mormyridae
Exons: 2
Coding region: 1110-2183 (357 amino acids)
Molecular function (GO): zinc ion binding; nucleic acid binding
Source: RefSeq, a predicted model, not a curated record